UGAAAAUGAAAAAAUAUCUACAACAUAUCAUAAUCCAAAAAACAUAACGAUUCGAAAGAACGAAGCGAAAACAUGGCGCAAGUGCUGUACCUGCGUUUGUCUCUCCCUGCAGAAUCCCGAAAAUUCUCACCUUCUUCUUCUUCUUCUUCUUCCAAACCUUCACUGAAGCUUCCACAAAGAACUCGAAGCUCCAACGUAUCCAUUCCUGCCACCACCAAAGGUGGUUCCAGUCGCUUGCUCAAAACCCAGAAGCUGAAUUCAGAGGUUUCUCCUCACAGAGCUGUCUCAUCUGUGAGAUUGAUGAGGAUAGAGCUUGGUGGUGCUUUUGCUGACCUUCUCAAUGAGAAAGGCAAAGGUUCUGGCGAGAAUGAGAUGGGAUAUGUCCAGAGAACGCUCGGCUUUCGAACCCGGGAAUUGAAUCAUCAUGAUCUUAGAUUGGUUACUGACAUUGUUGGGGGCACAAUUCGUUGGAGAAGAUAUCUUGAUCAUCUGAUCAGUUCACUUUGUCAUGAUAAAGAUAUAUCUAGUAUGGAACCUCUUCUCUUACAGAUUCUAAGAAUAGGAUUCUAUGAGAUUGUCAAAUUAGAUAUGCCGCCAUAUGCUGUUGUAGAUGAGAAUGUUAGGCUUGCCAAAGUUGCGCUUAGACCUGGUGCCGGCAACAUGGUCAACGGAAUCCUCCGAAAGCUAGUUGCACUCAAGGAAGAUGAGGUUCUUCCUUUGCCCAGAGUGGAGGGUGAUGAUCGUGCCCAAGCCCGUGCUUUAGCAACUCUAUACUCACACCCAGUUUGGAUGGUAAGGAGAUGGACAAAGUAUCUUGGCCAGGAAGAAACCAUUAAAUUGAUGAAAUGGAACAACAGUGAACCUAGUUUCAGCUUAAGAGCAAACCAGGCAAGAGGUUUUUCGAGAGAUGACCUUGUGAUGCAGCUUAAUGCAUUGAAGGUCCCACACAGCGUUUCACCACAUUUGGAUGAAUUUGUUCGCGUCAAAACCGGAUUGCAGACUGUAAUUCAGGCCGGAUUACUCAGAAAAGGCUUAUGUUCAGUUCAAGAUGAAAGUGCAGGUCUGGUAGUCUCUAUUGUGGAUCCUCAGCCGGGUGAAACUGUGAUUGAUUGCUGUGCUGCUCCUGGUGGAAAGACCUUAUACAUGGCCUCUCGUUUAUGUGGCCAAGGUUUGGUAUUUGCAGUUGAUGUAAAUCGUGGCAGAUUGAGGAUUCUCAAAGAGACAGCAAAGUUGCACCAAGUAGACGGCGUUGUUACCACCGUCCACGCCGAUCUUCGCGUGUUAACGGAUGGUGAAGCGCUAAAGAGUAACAAAGUUCUGUUGGAUGCUCCAUGCUCUGGGCUUGGUGUUCUUUCGAAGAGAGCGGAUUUGCGAUGGAACCGGAAGCUGGAAGAUAUGGAAGAGCUGAAGAAAUUACAGGACGAGCUCCUCGACGCGGCGGCCAAAUUGGUAAAACCUGGUGGAGUAUUAGUUUAUAGUACAUGCUCCAUAGAUCCUGAAGAGAAUGAGGAGAGGGUAGCAGCAUUUCUUCUAAGACAUGCGGAAUUUCGCAUUGAUCCUGUAGACAGAUUUGUUCCACCUGAUUUUGUGACGGACAGUGGUUUCUAUUUUUCUAACCCGGUAAAGCAUUCGCUCGAUGGCUCCUUUGCGGCUCGAUUGGUGCGCGCUUCCUAAAAAUCAACUAGGGAAACUGACCCUCCGCGACUGUCCCCCAUUUCGGGAUGGCAUUCAAUGGAAAACAGAGCGGCUGAGUUGCUGCGGCCGCAGUCCGUCUCUGAAAAAGGUUUAUAUCUGAGAUGUCUGCAACUUCAGUUUCAUCAGGCUGGUAAUCCUUAACAACAUACUUGCAGUUUUGAAUGCAAUCCAUGCUUCAAAAUUUUCUCCAAAUCCAUAUACACUUUCAAAGCAUCAUGAUUUCUAUCCGAGCAGGAAAUUUUUGUAGGGAAAAUAAUCCACAUACUUAUGCUGCUUUAGGGAAAUUGGUUGAAGCAAAAUUGAGUAGCUGUUAACAAGUAAUGUUUUUUUUUUUCUAAAACUGUUAUGCAGCUGUUGUAUCCCACAAUUUUGUAGAUAAUUUCAGGGACAUAUUGAUACAGUUUGUUUUUAUUGUUCAUCACACUUGACACACUUAGAACUUGAAUUGAAUUUGAGACAAUAAUUUUUUAUUUUUUCCAUAAUUUCUCAACCUAGUCAGUUAAAGAUUAAUCCAUUAGAAGAAUAAAUGACCAUUUGUACCCAUGAGAGAUGAAAACGCUGACAUUCGUACCCAUGAUAGCCCGAAACUAGACUUGUACCCAUGAGAGAUGAGGUCCGUGUGACAAAAGUGACCCGCCUUGGUUCUGAGCUUGGUUCGUGGCAUUCUGAACCUACGUGGCACUUCCACCCCCCCAAAAGCCUUUCUGACGUGGAAUUGAACGUUGUUAAUCAAAAGGGAUAGCUGAACUCACGAAAUGAAAACCCUAGGUAGCUUCAACCCUCCCCAAUACAAACCAGGAUCCAGAGAAUCGAAACUUGUUGGAUGUCAACGAGUGUGACGUUGAAUCUCAAUCGAAGCUUGGUUCGUACCUCCCUCAAUGUCUUCCCGCAGAUUUACCCCUGCUCCAAGUGAUGGCAGUGGCAGUUCUUCGUCAAGUUCGAAGAAGAAGAAGGUGAAGAAGGUGGAUGGCAGAUGCUUCUGUGGAAGAGACUUUGCGUUGAUGGAGUCUGGCACCGUUACGAACCCUAAUCGAUGGUUCAUCAGAUGUCCUCUAUGGGCGGUAAGGGCAGAUGCUGUUGGAGUCCAGGUGAGAAAGUUUUGUUUGCAUUUAAGUUGUUUGGCAGACAAGAGACUGCAAAUACUUUGUAUGGGUUGAUGAAAUCGAAGAAGGAUGGGAGGGCAUAGCAAGAUGUUUGGCCAGAAGACAGUCAGGGAGUUCUUAUCCAAGGCAUGAUGAUGGGCUCAUUGUCACUGAAGUUGGGGAAAAUCACGAAGCAUCAUCAAUCCUGGCGACAGGGAUAGAGAAACUUAGGGUUGAAAUUAGGGGUGAAAUUAGGGGUAUUAGAGUGUUGCUUGUAUGGAUAGCCUUGGCUGUUGCAUUUUGUUUGAUAUUUCUGCUGUAUUUCUUUCUGAAAAUGUAAAAUUUGUAUGGAAUUAGGGUCUUUGUAAAUCAUGAGACUAUGAAUGUGUUUCCUGUUUUUGACAUACACAGUUUUAUUCUGUUGCUGCCCUAUUACUUCUAUAUGAGAACUGUUAUUGGUACUCAGUUGGAUAUAUAUGCACAUGCAAGUACAUUUUCUACUAAAAGAAUCAGAAUUAAGCUCAAUAUGUGACAUAGAGACCUGAUGGUUGUGGGGAUGAAGUAUAAAAGCAUGAAAGCUAGCUCAAAAACUGGACUGAGCAUGAUAUAAACCAAAAAACAUAGUUAAAUAGAGUAAGAGUAGCAUGUCACAGGCAGAACAAGCAAA
This is a messenger RNA of Arachis stenosperma, 3444 nucleotides long. RefSeq lists its product as uncharacterized. Gene Ontology annotation, biological process: regulation of DNA-templated transcription; rRNA processing; RNA methylation. The coding region runs from base 73 to 1674 and encodes 533 amino acids. The transcript is spliced from 16 exons. Lineage: Eukaryota; Viridiplantae; Streptophyta; Magnoliopsida; Fabales; Fabaceae. The record is from RefSeq and is a predicted model, not a curated record. Gene Ontology annotation, molecular function: RNA binding; rRNA methyltransferase activity.